Molecule: messenger RNA, 2622 nt
Organism: Nannospalax galili (Upper Galilee mountains blind mole rat)
Lineage: Eukaryota; Metazoa; Chordata; Mammalia; Rodentia; Spalacidae
Gene: Prrt2
Product: proline rich transmembrane protein 2
Exons: 3
Coding region: 214-1515 (433 amino acids)
Cellular component (GO): membrane
Source: RefSeq, a predicted model, not a curated record
GGGACCAGAGAAGGGCCGGGCAAACCGGAGAAGAGAAGAGGGGAGACCCGCCACCUCCCUCCUUUGCUCACUGACUUGCUCCCUUCCUGGUCAGCGGCUGCUGCAGUGGUGGCUUUGGGACUAGAGAGCAGUCCCGAAGCUGGCGGCUGGAUUUGCCAGUCUCUGCUGUUCCCACUUUCCCACGGGGGGCCCUCUCCCAUCUCCCAUCUCAAGAUGGCAGCCAGCACCUCUGAGGUCUCUGAGAUGAAGGGGGUGGAAGACAAUUCCAAGACCCAGAGAGAAGGACCUGGCCAUUCUGAAGCUGGACUGGCCCCUGUCGAGGUUGUAGCAGGGAUCCCAGACCAGCCAGAGGCCCUUCAGCCAGGCCCAGACAUCACUGCAGCCCCUGUGGACUUAGGGCCUAAGGAGGGGCUGGCCCCAGAAACCACAGAGACCCCAGUUGAGGCCCCAGAAACAGACCAGGCUACAGACCUCAGCUUAAACCCAGGAAGGGAAUCCAAAGCCAGCUCCAGCCCUAAAGAAGCAUGCCCAGCACCAGCAUCUAAACCAGAAGUGAACAAAGAGGCUGCUGCAGAGCAGGGAUCUGAGCAGGAGCCUGUAACCCCUCCUGAGCCAGCCUCAGAGCCUACUUCCCAGCCAAAUACCCAGUCAGACUCAGACCCUCAGCCAGCUUCCCAGUCUGCUCCAAAGUCAGCUCUUCAGCCAGAGCAUCCCACCCAAGAGAACCCUACCCCUGAGGUCCUGAGAGAAAGUAUGGGGGAAAAGCAAGAAAAUGGAGCAGUGGUUCCUCUUCAGGCUGGUGAUGGGGAAGAGGGCCCAGCCCCCCAGCCUCAUUCACCACUCUCAACCAAAACGCCCCCAGCCAAUGGGGCUCCCGCCCGUGUGCUGCAGCAGCUGGUUGAGGAAGACCGAAUAGGAAGGGCACACAGUGGGCAUCCAGGAUCUCCCCGAGGUAGCCUGAGCCGCCAUCCCAGCUCCCAACUGGCAGGGCCUGGGGUAGAAGGGGGUGAUGGCACCCAGAAACCUCGGGACUACAUCAUCCUUGCCAUCCUGUCCUGCUUCUGCCCCAUGUGGCCUGUCAACAUUGUGGCCUUCGCUUAUGCCGUCAUGUCCCGGAACAGCCUGCAACAGGGGGACGUGGAUGGGGCCCAGCGUCUAGGCCGGGUGGCCAAGCUCUUAAGCAUCGUGGCACUUGUGGGGGGGGUCCUCAUCAUCAUCGCCUCCUGCGUCAUCAACCUAGGCGGUGAGUGGGGGUCAGGGACAGGCAGGGGAGGUGUGGAAGGGUUGACCAGGGCAGCUUUACUAACCCCUGACCCUGCUCUCUCCUGUCUGUCCUCCCCACUUCUUUGUCUCUUCCCCUCUCCUCCCCUGUCUGUCCUUCCCUCUCCUCUCCCACAGUGUAUAAGUGAGGGGCUCUACCCUGCAUUCCAAGACUUUUCUUCCUGUUGGGAGCUGCCUUGGGCCCAUCCCUCCCCUAAGGGAAGCCCAAUCAAUGGCUCUGGCCCCCAUCCCUAGGGACCAAGGGAACCUGGCAGCCUUGUUUACAGCUUCUUUCCUGCUCCUGCAUCCUGUCAGGCUCCUCUGCCAACAGUAGGCCUCCCUUCUUCCUGCACUGUUUCCAACCUCCCUGCACUUUUGCCUGCAGACCUCCCCAAGCCUGCACUUUGGAAACCUCUCUGCACUUCUGGAAGCCUUCCCAAACAUCUAAACCGUACUCUCUGACCCUCUGCAUCUCUCUCCACCUCCCUGCACUUCUUCCAGCCUCUAGAAUCCUCUGAACCUCAACCUGGCCUCCCAUUCCCAAAUUUCAUUGUCUUGGCAUCUAACCCAUGCCUUUCCUCUUCCCUUCUUUAACAUCUUUUCUCCCUUGCCACAUCCCCCGCUCCUUUCCUUUUUCUGCCUUCUCAUCCUCCCUUAGCAUCGUCUUCAUCCUCUUGCCACCAUUUAUUCUGCAAAAACUCCAGCACUUAGAACCUGCUGGGGAGGAAGGGGGAGAGGUCCACCUAAUUGGGGGCUCUGACUGUUCUCUGCUGAGACUACCCUGGCCCAGACCAUCCCUCCCCAGCAAGGUGCCUAUUGGGUCGCAGAACCGGAAAGCCAGGCCUCACCUGGGGGACUUGCACAAGAGUGGGAGUCCUCCUUCUGAAUAUCCAGGGGAGGAAGGAGAGCCGCGACCGCUAAAGGGUCAGCCUAAGUUGACCUGCCCAUCUGGGCUUUUUAACCUCAGUUUCUUGUUUGAAGGUGUCGGGGGCGGGGGAUUCGGGCUGUUCACAUGCUUUAUAAACAGAAGAAUUUAAAAAAAAUAAAAAAGGAUCAAAACUCCCAGCUGCAGGGAGGGAAGGAGGAAGGAGGGGUAGGGGAACUCUAUAAUUAUAAUUUUCUAAAAGGACUAGGGAGGUUUGUUGCACGCGACAUCCGGCUGAGGAGGCAGGGAGCCAGCUGCAACGCCUUUCGGAGUUGGCAGGGGUUUUCUGUUUUUGUUUUUCCUUUCUUUCUUAAAAAAAAGUCCGGGGGGAAACUAAAAUUCCUUUCAAAAAAAAAAUCAAACUGAUUCUCCCUUUUUGUAUGCUGAAUGCUGCAUGAGUCUUAAACACCAAUAAAAGGAGAAUGCAUGAGACUCGC